Messenger RNA from Nicotiana tabacum (common tobacco), 1120 nucleotides. RefSeq names its product prefoldin subunit 5. Gene Ontology annotation, biological process: RNA polymerase III assembly; RNA polymerase I assembly; protein folding. The record is from RefSeq and is a predicted model, not a curated record. Lineage: Eukaryota; Viridiplantae; Streptophyta; Magnoliopsida; Solanales; Solanaceae. Gene Ontology annotation, cellular component: prefoldin complex; cytoplasm.
UAACCCAUGAUAAAUCACGACAAACAGAGGACGCAGCCAGUAAAAACUACUCGCUGUUCUCAAGACUUCAGAAGCACAGUUUAACACCAGAGAAGGGUUUCUGACGAAGGUGGAAAUCAGGAAAUGGCGUCAGGGGGAGGAAGAACACUGGAAAUAGAGAAGAUGAGCGUCGAGCAACUAAAGGCACUGAAGGAACAAGCCGAUCUAGAAGUGAACUUACUUCAAGACAGCCUCAACAACAUCCGCACUGCAACUACUCGCCUCGAAAUCGCCUCUAAUGCCCUUCAAGAUCUAUCUCUCCGCCCUCAAGGGAAGAAGAUGUUGGUGCCUUUAACAGCGUCUCUAUAUGUGCCGGGGACCCUAGAUGAUGCUGAUAAGGUUUUGGUAGAUGUUGGCACUGGAUAUUUUAUUGAGAAAACUAUGACAGAAGGAAAAGAUUACUGUGAGCGAAAAAUCAACCUGCUAAAGUCCAACUACGAGCAGCUUCUUGAUGUUGCAACGAAGAAGAAAAGUAUUGCCGAUGAAACUGGUGUUAUCUUGCAAGCUAAAUUGAGACAACUUGCUCCUCCAGCACAGUAGAUCCCAUUGUUCUUUUUCCUUUUGGGGGUGGAGUGGGGUGCCUACUUAAAAUGUACUUAAAAAUGAAUCCUGUGGAGUUGCCUUUGUUGAUAACUCAACGAGUUCAUGCGCCUCAGGCUUAAUGAGCACCAAAUUCUAUCUAAAUUAGCAUUGCUGAAGCAGAAGUUUAACGGGUGUUCGUUCCUCCAUUUCACUCCACUUUUCCCUAGUUCUUUUUGCCUUUUUGCGAGAAGCAGAUGAUUGAUCAUCUGUGUCAUUGUAGCAACAUUGGUUGAUGACUCAAAGUUAUGAUUUAACUUGGAAUGUCCUUUAGUGGGUGAAGCCAUGAUGCAGUUCUACUUUUACUGCAACCCAAGUUUCUAAUUCAACUAUGUAUGUGUGUUUUGAUGAGGAAAGUUGUUGUUACAUUCUCUUAUAUCAUCCUGGAGGGAAUUCUUGUAGCAUCCUCCCCGCCCACGAUAUCUGGUCCUUUCAUUAUUGUUGUAAUUGUUAUUCUUUUCCCUUUGUUCCUCCUGUUAAAUUGGAGUUCAUGUUAAUAUCA